AUGAAUACAUUUCUUUUUGGGCUUCUAAUAAAUACAGUAUAUUUGAUUUAUUCAGGUAGUGUCCCAUCUCUAGCUGCUGGCCUUCUCUUUGGGAGUUUUGCUGGACUGGGUGCCUAUCAGCUCUCACAGAAUCCAAAUAAUGUAUGGAUUUCUCUGAUUACAUCUGGAACAUUGACUGCCAUCAUGGGAACAAGAUUUUACAACUCUGGAAAAUUCAUGCCUGCAGGGUUAAUUGCUGGUGUCAGUUUGCUAAUGGUUGGAAAAUUAGCACUGAAGAUGAUGGAAAAACCGCACGACAAGUAAUUUUCUAGUUUAAUAUCUGAAUAAGGACACCUGAGAAUGAAGAUGCAGGACUGCAGAAGCAAAAAGGAUGGAACAGUUUUCUGUAUCAAGACAGCUUCCCCCUCCCCCUGCAAGAUGCCGUUUGUUUCAAUGAUCAAGUAGAGCUAUUGCUAUGUGGUGAGAUACUGGUCCUGGUUUCCAAACAUAUCUCAGUGUAUUUUUAACUCUUCCAGUUUUUAUAUUCCAAAAUAAACUGAUGACGUGUAUGAAGCAGGGAGGACUAACAAUUAUGAAAGCAUCCACAAAGAGUCACCAGGAGUAGCUGGUCAAAUACAACGCUGUGGUAUCUCCUACCUUUCCUACUGAGUGUUACAGCAUGCUCUACCUGCUUGCAUUCCAAGUUGUAAGACCACGUUGUGUAUAACACGAAACAGAUCUUACCUUUUUAUUCUGGAAUGAUGUUUAAAAGAGAAUGGCUUUUCUAUAAGUAAAAUCUGUUACAAAACUUUA
This is a messenger RNA of Struthio camelus australis, 792 nucleotides long. The record is from RefSeq and is a predicted model, not a curated record. NCBI's taxonomy places the organism in Eukaryota, Metazoa, Chordata, Aves, Struthioniformes, Struthionidae.